This is a messenger RNA of Brassicogethes aeneus, 2706 nucleotides long. NCBI's taxonomy places the organism in Eukaryota, Metazoa, Arthropoda, Insecta, Coleoptera, Nitidulidae. The record is from the annotation of a GenBank genome assembly.
AUGAACCUGGCGAUACCAAAGAUUGCUUGUGGACUUAACGGUUUGGACUGGAGAAUAAUUAGAAGUAUGGUGGAAGUUAUCUUCAGAUUUAGUGGCAUACACAUUCUUGUCUGUUGCCACAACCCUAAAAGAACAACCGGUAGGAAGACCGUAGACUGUUACUUCUAUAGGACGUCACAAUGCAAGUUUGGAUCUCUAUGCAAAUAUCGCCAUGGAGCUGAGGAUCAUUUUCGGGACGAAAAUGUUUUAAGACGGGGGCAAUGUAGCGAGUACCGCUCUGGAUAUCGAAGUGAUGACUCAUCGCCGAUGAGUCAUCGCCGCUUUAAGAAUAUUUUUGACGAUGCCCAUGGAGAGCGGUCAUUUUCGAAAUUAAAACUAAUUAAGACCUAUUUAAGAUCCAAUAUGAGUCAAUUUAGGCUUUCAAAUUUAGCAAUUAUAAGUAUUGAAGAAGAUAUUUCUAACAACUUGGAUGUAGGCGACUUGAUUAGGGAAUUUGCUAUUAAAAAAGCGAGAAAACUAAUUUCUUUGAUGAUUGGCCCAAACGAUUUUUGUCUAAAUAUUUGCUAUCAAAAAGAUUUGAACCAAGUAUUAAGACAUCACAGAAGAGAUCUAAUUAAAACUUUAAGAAAAUUAAGAGACUCAGUUCCUAGAACCUUUGUCAUGCUGAUUCCUGCACCCACUAUCAAUAACGAUCAUUUAAAUAUAUCAAGACUGGGUAAAUUUGAUGCAUCAAACACCAAUCUUUCUAGACCUAUUAAGGUAAGCUUUGUUCAUGAGAACACUCCUAUUGAAUUAAUUCGUAAUGCAAACAAACUUAAAAAUAAUCCUAGAUGGAGAGGUAUAUCUAUUUCAACUGAUCGUACACCUAUGCAAAUAAAAUUAUACAAGACUGUUAAAGAAGAGCUAAAUGCUCGUAUUGAGAAUGGGGAAAGAAAACUAAAUGUGCCCAAAGAUUCUCCUAAAUCACUUUGUAUAUAUUAUCAAAACACACGAGGUCUUAAUUCUAAAACUAAUACUUUCUAUAAAAGCUGUUGUUGUUUAGACUAUGAUAUUAUAUGUAUUACAGAGACUUGGCUUAGUAAUUCUGUUAACUCAUCUGAGCUUUUUCCUGAUAACUACAGAAUUGUAAGAGAUGACCGAAACUUUAAUGUAGUAAACCGUAACCGCGGUGGAGGUGUGCUUCUUGGUUUUAAGGACCAUAUUACGUUUACCCAAUUAGAUACCAGUAAACUAUCAAAUCUCGUACCAAUAAUCGACAUAAUAAUAUGUAAAAUCACUAAGCCUUUUAUUUGUAAGUUUGGUCUAGUAUAUAUUCCUCCUGAUACAACAUCAGAUGAUUUAGACAUUUUUACUAGUGCUCUAGAAGUAUUCCUAUUGAAUGAACCAGUUAUUCUUAUUGGUGACUUUAAUUUGCCUAAACUCAAUCUACCAAGCUCUUCUUGUUCUAAAUAUUCUACUUUUAAGUUAUUUUGCAAUAUUUUGGAUCUGAAUCAAUACAAUACAAUUUUAAACUCUGUUAAUAAACAACUUGAUCUAAUCCUCUCGAAUACUACCUGUGAUAUAUCAACCACUCACUGUGAAAUGCCAUUUGUACCUGAAGACCUUUAUCAUCCGUCUUUAAAUAUAGUAGUUACUGGUAUUUAUACACAAGGCACCAAAUUUCCAUUAAGUAACAAUAAAAAAUAUAAUUUUAAAAAGGCAAACUUCAUUAAUCUAUAUCAUGACCUUCUUAAUACUAACUGCGAUUUCUUAACCCAAUGCUUCAAAGUUGACAUAAUGGUUAGCGAAUUUUAUAAAACAUUGUACAGCGUCUUUAAUUAUUCAGUUCAAAAAACUCAAAGUAAAACUCUUAAUAAUGCUUUUCCUACUUGGUUUUCCAAAGAAAUUAAAACUAACCAUAAAACAAAAGAAAUAUAUAGAAAGAAUCUGCUUCAAAACAAGCAAACAUUCUUUCUUCUCGAAUAUAAGCGACUUCGUGGCCCGUUUGAGAAAUUCUUACCCAACUAUAUUUCUACAGUCCAAGAAAACAUUAAAACAAACCCAUCUGCCUUAUGGAGCUAUAUAAAUGAAAAACGCGACACAACACGAAUUCCAGGGACCCUUUAUUUAGAUGUCAAAGAGCUUACAAAUCCUUCUGAUAUUGUCAACGCUUUUAGCAUGUUUUUUUCAAAAUUUUUUAAUGCCAAUCCUUCGCAAGCCGAUAAUACAUACUUAUCCAACUUAAAUUUCUCAAUGAAUCUUGUAACUGAAGAAGAUGUAAUUAAAGUCAUGGAAAAGUUAUCUAAUAAAUUUACGACUGGUGAUGAUGGACGAUCAACAGUUACUAAUUUGGCAUCUGUCACCCAAUAUAUUUCUGAAGUUUUGGAUAGGCGUGGACAGGUCGAUGUGAUCUACAUUGAUUUAUCGAAAGCUUUUGAUAACAUUAGUCAUUCUAUUUUAAUACAGAAACUUAAUGGUUUUGGGUUUUCUUCUAAUUUCGUAAAACUUCUUAAAUCAUACUUGACUAAUCGAAAAUGCUACUCUGGAGUACCCCAGGGAUCCAAUCUAGGUCCACUUUUAUUUAAUUUGUACAUUAAUGACUUACUAACAUCACUCUCUUGUCUUACUUUGGCCUAUGCAGAUGACAUUAAAGUCCAUACAAAAACAUCUACACCUUUGGAUGCUGAAUUGUUACAGCGAGCAGGGCCGGGCCUAAGGGGGGUGUAG